Cylas formicarius (sweet potato weevil) is the source of this 2135-nucleotide messenger RNA. RefSeq names its product thioredoxin domain-containing protein 3-like. NCBI's taxonomy places the organism in Eukaryota, Metazoa, Arthropoda, Insecta, Coleoptera, Brentidae. The record is from RefSeq and is a predicted model, not a curated record. The coding region runs from base 187 to 1839 and encodes 550 amino acids. The transcript is spliced from 10 exons.
GGAGUGUUGAAAAUAUCGCUGCGUUGUGCGCCGCUCUCAGCAACUGGACCUUACACCAAUAUCAUCUUUUGAAGAACGAUUUAGAUCUACAUCACUGUAAGGCAAAUGUUAUAUCGAUACCCUAACCACGGCAACCAACGCACAUUAGAGCUCAAUUGAUAAUGACGUGAAUGACGUGAACUCAAAAUGGCGAAGAAAGGUCAACCGAUUCAACUUCAAAUCGAGGUCAACAAUGACGAAGAAUGGGAUAAAUUGCUUCAGAGAGAUGGGUUGAUCGUUGUUGAUGUGUAUUCCGAUUGGUGUGGACCAUGUUUGGGAAUGCAGGCCAAUUUGAAGAAACUCAAGCUGGAGAUCGGAGGUGAUAUGCUACAGUUAGCAAUUGCUAAAUCCGAUGGAAUAGCCCAGCUGGCCAGAUUCAGAAACAAAAGCGAGCCUACCUGGAUGUUUCUUUCAAAGGGAAAGAUGGUGAAUUUGAUGUUUGGCGCGGACGCACCGAAAUUGACUCGCUUAAUCGUGGAAGAACUCAAAAAGGAGCAACUUACGUUGGAUGGAAAAACUACAGAUCGUACACCUAUAGAUAUUACGGAACUGGCCGAGGAGGAGAAAAUACGUUAUGAUGCUGCCGAAGCGAUCAGAAGGGAGGCCAAGGAAAAGGAGGAGCGGAAAAAGGCGAAGGAAUUGAUGGAAAGACGUACCGCUGAGUGUGAGAACAUCUGCAAAAAUUUGCCCAACUACGGAACCGCCAUCAUCUUUCCUUGCGCCAGGGACAAGUACAAGGAAGUUAUCGGAGAACUGGUCGAUGAAGCCGGAUUGGUGAUAUCGCAAACGGAGAAGGUUAAGAUAACCGUGGAAAUGCUUGAAGAGCUUUUGUAUUUCGCGAACUACAAAUUCCCAGAGAAGACGACAGAAGAUAUCGUCGCGAAUAAGCUGUCUUUCGCGCUCCUUUUCAAAAGAAGCUCCGAUGGGCUCACGGGUUGCAUAGACGACGUGGUCUUGCAAUUGGUGUACGGUAACUCGAGGCGACCGCCUGGGGACGAUAACUCCCCUAGCCAAAAACUUUCUAAGCCAGGUGCGGAACAAAAUUUGCCUGAAGAGGAAGCCCAAGACAAUGUUGUUUUGGGAAUAUGGGCGCCUGGCAAUUGUUUGGCCAGGGCUAUGAUAUUAAAAGUGCUUUUCCCAACGAUUUCCUCCCCUUUCCUACUGCCCGAUGUCAAAGAGGUCCCCGUUCACGUUGCUAUGGCGUUCGACGCAUUCAAGGCCAAAGACGUGAUGGAGUUGUCCGAUAAGUAUCCCGAGCACGUCUUGAGUUACGGAUAUUUUUCCAGUGACGUAGUGGGGGAAGCGAAACUGAUCGCCAAAACGACCGAUAAGUUCGAAAGUCGCACCGCUUCGGCUACAUACGAAGAAAAAUUCGUUAUUCAGCUGGCGAAAAUCGACCCGGAAGUUUUUGCGGCCUUCGAGGAUUUGGGAUAUACUUACAUGAGCAAAGAUGUUGAAAUAGGCGAAAGCGAUUGUAAUUAUUUCUUUCCUGACGAUUACAAUACACCCGAGGCAGAGAUAAUCACGUAUCUGAAGAAGAAGUCCAAGAAGAAAGGAAGACUGGGGAAAUUUCCAAUCAAUUCGGACACAGUUAAAAACGACGUACCGGCCGAAAACGUUAACUCAACGGUCGAUGCCGGACGCGGCGAAGACACGCUGAUUAACGGAGAGGAAAUCAACGACGAAGAGCGCGAUAGCGACGACGAACACGAGAUCGAAGACGAGAAAAAGGCAAAAUCGAUUGAGAAGGAGGAACUAGACAGCAUUGACAAAGCCACGUCUCCUAUAAACCAAGUCUAGAGUCGUCUGUAAACACUGGUUCGCUCUGUGGAACAAAAAUGCUUCUACGGAGUUCGAAGAACAUUUAUAGUCGUCUCGUGAAUGGAGCCGUGCUGUUAUUUUAGAAUAAUUAUGAUAAUUACUGACGUCCGACACAUAAUUUGCUUUAAUAAGGUUGAGACUUGGAAUGCUGAUAACAUCGUUAAAUUCGUACGUGAAUUGCAUAUUUGCCGAUCAAAUGGAUUGAGGAAAAUGUUGAUUUAUGGAAAUCUGUCAAAUAUACCGUCUGCAACACGUUCAUUGAUUAUGAAAUGAAA